UCGAGCUGAUCCUGAGCUCCCCUCCCCCUCCCCUCAUACCUCUCUCCGCCGCAGCUUCGCGAGCGAUCGCCACCGGCGGAAUCCUCUCCUCCGCCGCUCUCGAUUCCCGUCCUGCUUCGAGAGGCCGUCCGUUCGUUGAUGUUCAUCUAAGGCUCCCGCCCGCGAGUUGGAUUGUCGGAAGGAGGUCCGCUGUAUCCGCGCCCCGGUAAAAAGAUGGUUGCCUUUGGCAAAAAGUUGAAGGAAAGGCAGAUUGCAGAAUGGCAGGGAUACUACAUUAAUUAUAAGAUGAUGAAGAAAAAGGUGAGACAAUAUGCUCAGCAAAUUGAGAUUGGAACACAAAAUCGGCGGUAUGUGCUGAAGGAUUUUUCCAGAAUGCUAGAUAACCAGAUUGAAAAAAUCGUCCUUUUCCUGUUGGAACAACAAGGCCUACUUGCGAGCAGGAUAGCUAAGCUUGGCGAGCAGCAAGAAGGUCUUCAGGAGCAACCUGAUAUAUCUCAAAUAUCUGAAUUAAGAGAGGCCUAUAAAACUGUGGGACAUGAUCUUCUGAAGCUUCUAUACUUCGUCGAAAUAAAUGCAAUAGGUUUGCGCAAGAUACUGAAGAAGUUUGACAAGCGUCUUGGUUAUCAAUUCACGGACUACUAUAUCAAGACUCGUGCAAAUCACCCUUAUUCCCAGCUGCAGCAAGUGUUCAAGCAUGUGGGAAUAGGGGCUGUAGUUGGUGCAAUUUCGCGUAACCUAGGGGAACUUCAGGACCGCCAAGGAAGCUACUUAUCAAUAUAUGACCAGCCACCUCUUCCUCUCCAGGAUUCUGUCAUUGACUCAAUGAAAGCUGCGGUGGACAGAUUAACAUAUUCAACUAACUUCCUUAACUUUCUGGCACAACAUGCACUCAUUUUGCAAGAAGAGCUACCGGAUCCUGUUGAUGAACAUGUUGAAGAUCAAAGAUAUCAUUUUAUGUCACUUAUGUUGAACUUGGCCAACACAUUCCUUUAUAUGGUCAAUACAUACAUCAUUGUCCCCACAGCAGAUGACUAUGCCCUGAGUCUUGGAGCUGCAGCAACAGUUUGUGGUAUUGUGAUUGGAGCAAUGGCAAUGGCACAGAUAUUCUCCUCGGUGUAUUUCAGUGCUUGGUCAAAUAAAUCAUACUUCAGGCCUCUCGUAUUCAGCAGUAUUGUUCUCUUCGUGGGCAAUGUCAUGUAUGCGUUGGCAUAUGAUCUUGAUUCUGUAGUGGUCCUUCUAGUGGGUCGGCUUUUUUGUGGGUUAGGUUCUGCUAGAGCUGUUAACCGGCGUUACAUCAGCGACUGUGUGCCAUUGAAGAUCCGCAUGCAGGCCUCCGCAGGUUUUGUCAGUGCAAGUGCUCUCGGGAUGGCUUGUGGUCCUGCUCUUGCUGGACUACUUCAAUACGAUUUUAAGAUUUACAAGUUGACAUUUAAUCAAGACACUUUGCCUGGAUGGUUAAUGGCUGUGGCUUGGCUUAUAUACUUAAUUUGGUGUUGGAUCUCGUUUAAGGAACCUUCUCUUGAGGUGGAAGCAAAUGAAACACCUCAGGAAUCAAAUGCAGAACCAGCAGAGGGUGAUGCACUAGAGAAUGGCCUAAAAAAACCAUUGCUUAUCAGCUCAGAAAGAAAGGAGGAAGAUGAAGAUGGUGACAAUGAAUGUGAAGGAAGCGAUGAAGCUCCUGACGAAUCCCGGCAAGCAGCAACUUCACUUCGAUCAGCGUAUAGGUUAUUGACACCUUCUGUUAAGGUACAGUUAUUGAUUUAUUUCAUGCUAAAGUAUGCAAUGGAGAUACUACUUUCAGAAUCGAGUGUCAUUACCACAUAUUACUUCAGUUGGUCCACAAGCAGUGUUGCCAUAUUCUUGGCGUGCCUUGGCUUGACAGUUCUCCCCGUAAACAUUGUUGUCGGAAGCUACAUUUGCAACAUGUUUGAAGACAGGCAAAUUUUAUUGGCAUCUGAAAUUGUGGUUUGCAUUGGCAUACUCCUAAGCUUCCGUGUAUUCAUUCCCUACUCCGUUCCACAGUAUGUCAUUUCGGGACUCAUCAUGUUCGUUUCGGCUGAAGUGCUUGAAGGUGUCAACUUGUCGCUACUAUCUCGUGUCAUGUCUUCUCGGCUCUCGAGAGGAACGUAUAACGGCGGCUUGCUUUCGACAGAAGCUGGUACCAUCGCUCGUGUUGUAGCAGAUAGCACCAUAACUCUAGCUGGGUACUUGGGCGACAGCAAACUCCUGAAUGUCACUCUGCUUCCUUCGCUCAUCAUAUGCAUCUCAUCCAUCAUCGCCACCCUCUGCACCUACAAUUCUCUCUACUAGACUCCUCUCGUGUAAAUAUGUCUGGAUGUGUUUUGACAUUUACUUCAUUUUUUUCACCUAUAUUUCUCCUCAUCCUUUUUCUCCUUAUAUUUAUUUUUAUUCUUUGACGUGUAGAAUUCUAUAAAUGAGAGUCUUAUGGGCUUUUCUUCCAUAUUGGAUUGCAAUAAGUUUUGAACCA
This is a messenger RNA of Syzygium oleosum, 2488 nucleotides long. Its product is annotated as SPX domain-containing membrane protein At4g22990-like. Bases 214 to 2310 code for a protein of 698 amino acids. Gene Ontology annotation, cellular component: plant-type vacuole membrane. The record is from RefSeq and is a predicted model, not a curated record. Gene Ontology annotation, molecular function: transmembrane transporter activity. NCBI's taxonomy places the organism in Eukaryota, Viridiplantae, Streptophyta, Magnoliopsida, Myrtales, Myrtaceae. The transcript is spliced from 12 exons. Gene Ontology annotation, biological process: transmembrane phosphate ion transport from cytosol to vacuole.